GCUCAGCCGCGUCCAAAAGCGCGCCUCUUUGAGCGGAGCGGCGCGGUGCCGUCUCCAGGCGCCAUGGCGUCCCAGGAGAAGGAGGGACAAAGCCGGCUGAAGAAGCUCCAGAAGGUCAUCAAGGAUGCCUUCGCCUGCUUCGACCAGCAGCAGAAGUGGCAGAUUGAGCCAGACGAGGUAGGGGCCGUCAUGCGCUACCUGGGCCAGUUCCCCAGUGAGUCUGAUUUGAAGGAGACGAUCAUCCCUGAGCUGCAGGAGGAAGACCGCUCGAAGGACGGCCUGGUCUCCUUCGAGGCCUUUGAGCGGCUCAUGCUGAGGUGCCUCAGUGAGCACACCUACGACCCGGACGACUCCGAGACCCUCUUGGCGGCUUUCCGGGUCCUAGACCCACAGGGCCUCGGCUAUAUCGACUCGAACCUGAUGCACGAGUGGCUGUCCACCAAGGGUGGGAAGGCGAUGGACUUCUUCAAGGAACGGGAGACCUCGGACUUCCUGGAGUAUGCGAAGGAUAAAGACAGCUCAGAUUCCAGCCGCAUCUACUACGAGGACUGUGUAGCGAAGCUAAACGAUGACAUUGAGAAGCACCUGGAGAGUCUCUACCAGGCUGCCCGCGGCUCCAGCAGCCAAUGAGCGAGUUGCGAGUCCGCGCUCGUACGCGUGCGGGUGCCUGUGAGGGAACCCGCUGGUCGUGAGGUUUGUGAGUGGAAAAGGUUCUUUGAGGCGAGAAAACGACGCCGGCAGCUGCUGCCGAGCAAAGCGUCGCGCGCGAGCGCUGAAGAGCGGCGCCGAGCG
Effrenium voratum is the source of this 792-nucleotide messenger RNA. The record is from the annotation of a GenBank genome assembly. NCBI's taxonomy places the organism in Eukaryota, Dinophyceae, Suessiales, Symbiodiniaceae.